AUGCUGGGCAGGAUCCACGCCACGUCUUCAGGCCUCUCCGUCUUGGCCAAGCAGGUGUGGGGGGUUCUGCGAAGCCACCUGCUGAGGCCCGAGCGCCCGUGCUCCCAGGUGCCCUGUGCGCACAGAAGUAGGAAUAACGCCUUGCACCCCCUUUGGAAGGGCCCAGCCUCCAAGCCCCGGGGCUCCCGGCAGUCCCCCAUCAACAUCCGCUGGAGGGACAGCGUCUACGAUCCCGGGCUGCGCCCUCUCCGGGUCUCCUAUGAUGCCGCAGCCUGCCGCUACGCCUGGAACACCGGCUACCUCUUCCAGGUGGAGUUUGACGACGCCCACGAGGGCUCAGGAAUCAGCGGCGGCCCCUUGGAAAACCACUACCGCCUGAAGCAGUUCCACUUCCACUGGGGAGCGGUGAACGAGUGGGGCUCGGAGCACACGGUGGAGGACCACGUGUACCCAGCAGAGCUGCAUUUAGUUCACUGGAACGCUGUGAAAUACCAGCACUACAAGGACGCCGUGAUGGGAGAGAACGGCUUGGCGGUGAUAGGCGUGUUUUUAAAGCUGGGGUCCCACCACGAGGCUCUGCAGAAGCUGGUGGACGUCCUGCCGGCAAUAAAGCACAAGGAGGCACGGGUGGCCAUGGGCCCCUUCGAGCCCUCCUGCCUGCUGCCCACCUGCCGGGAUUACUGGACCUACCCGGGCUCCCUCACCACUCCUCCACUAACCGAGUCUGUCACCUGGAUCAUCCAGAAGAAGCCCAUUGAAGUGGCUGUGAACCAGCUGGCCGCGUUCCGCACGCUCCUGUUCACCGCGCUUGGCGAGGAAGAGAAGACGAUGGUGAACAAUUACCGCCCACUUCAACCCCUGAUGGACCGGAAGGUCCGUUCGUCCUUCCAGGCCAUGAAGGAGGGCUCCAGGUCCUAA
Molecule: messenger RNA, 918 nt
Organism: Pipistrellus nathusii (Nathusius's pipistrelle)
Lineage: Eukaryota; Metazoa; Chordata; Mammalia; Chiroptera; Vespertilionidae
Source: the annotation of a GenBank genome assembly